Molecule: messenger RNA, 192 nt
Organism: Penicillium chermesinum
Lineage: Eukaryota; Fungi; Ascomycota; Eurotiomycetes; Eurotiales; Aspergillaceae
Exons: 2
Coding region: 1-192 (63 amino acids)
Source: RefSeq, a predicted model, not a curated record
AUGACCGUCUAUGUGAACCAGACAGUCCACCACUACUGCGACGAAGUGGAACUAGGAUAUGGGGCUCUUCGAUCUCACGUUGCAAAUCUCACUGUCAGAGCCGAAGACAUUCUCAACUUCUAUCAUGAGAAUUCCCCUGGUGCACCGAUUAUGUUCGACCGCUUGUAUACUAGUGGUCUCGGAGCUCUCUAG